This is a messenger RNA of Pongo pygmaeus (Bornean orangutan), 1121 nucleotides long. RefSeq names its product mastin-like. Gene Ontology annotation, biological process: proteolysis. The transcript has 5 exons. Gene Ontology annotation, molecular function: serine-type endopeptidase activity. The record is from RefSeq and is a predicted model, not a curated record. The coding region runs from base 1 to 849 and encodes 282 amino acids. Lineage: Eukaryota; Metazoa; Chordata; Mammalia; Primates; Hominidae.
AUGCUGUGGCUGCUGGUCCUGACCCUCCCCUGCCUGGGGGGCUCCGUGCCUGGGAACUCAGAGGCCGGCGUGGGGCAUGAGUUGGUGGGCAUCGUCGGGGGCUGUGACGUCUCGGCCAGGAGGCACCCCUGGCAGGUCAGCCUGAGGUUCUACAGCAUGAAGACAGGUCUGUGGGAGCACAUCUGCGGGGGCUCCCUCAUCCACCCAGAGUGGGUGCUGACCGCCGCCCACUGCCUUGAGCCGGAGGAGUUGGAGGCCUGCGCGUUUAGGGUGCAGGUUGGGCAGCUGAGGCUCUAUGAGGACGACCAGCGGAUGAAGGUGGUUGAGAUCGUCCGUCACCCCCAGUACAACGAGAGCCUGUCUGCCGAGGGCGGUGCGGACAUCGCCCUGCUGAAGCUGGAGGCCCCGGUGCCGCUGUCCGAGCUUGUCCACCCGGUCUCGCUCCCGUCUGCCUCCCUGGACGUGCCCUCGGGGAAGACCUGCUGGGUGACCAGCUGGGGUGACAUUGCGGACCACCAGCUGCUGCCCCCACCCUACCAUCUCCAGGAGGUGGACGUCCCCAUCGUGGGGAACAGGGAAUGUGACCAGCAGUACCAGAAUGAGUCCUCGAGCAGCGACGACAGGGUCAUCCUAGACGACAUGCUGUGUGCAGGGAGCGAGGGCCGGGACUCCUGCCAGGGCGACUCCGGGGGCCCCCUGGUGUGUAGGUGGAAUUGUACCUGGGUCCAGGUGGGCGUGGUGAGCUGGGGCAAACUCUGCAGCCUUCGCGGCUACCCCGGCGUGUACACCCGUGUGAUGAGCUACGUGUCCUGGAUCCGCCAGUACGUCCCACCAUUCCCCAGACCCUAGCUGGGGUGCAGUGGGGUCUGCAUGAUCCAGGAGGGCCCGUCUUCCUUGUGGACACCCCUGCUGCUCCCCAGUCUCGGCCUCACCCUCCCGCAGGUCCCUGCCCUGAGACCCUUCUGCUCCUCUUGGCCUCUCAAGGCUCUGUGUUUUCCUGCUGGCAGGGGGCUCGGGGAGCCGGGGAGGGGCCCUCAAAGAUGAGUCGGGAGUGGAAACAGAAUCCCAGAAAUCCUAGACGGCUGCUUGUGACUUGACUCCAUUAAAUAGUGUGGAAACCG